Penicillium alfredii is the source of this 2340-nucleotide messenger RNA. RefSeq lists its product as uncharacterized. Lineage: Eukaryota; Fungi; Ascomycota; Eurotiomycetes; Eurotiales; Aspergillaceae. Bases 1 to 2340 code for a protein of 779 amino acids. The transcript is spliced from 2 exons. The record is from RefSeq and is a predicted model, not a curated record.
AUGGAUUUGAAUCCUCCGAGCUCGGAGCCUCUGGAUGAGCCACGGGCUCCAGUCAAGGACAUGUCUUCCAGCCCCAAGACUACCCUCCUCCCCCUCCUUCUGUUGAUGGAUGGUGCGGACACGCUGGUGUACAUCGAUCCGGCUCCCACGACCUCUGGCGGCUCCAACUACCUUGGCCUGGGGAGAAUCAUUCCUCAUCGGGUCCACAGUGAGAAGUUGCUGGCGACGGGCUCGGCCUCCUUCCAGCGGCUCUUCCUGCCGCGAUACCAGACCCGGGUGCAAAAGCAGCAUGCGAUCAUCUUCUUGACCGAAGUGUCGUGUCCACUGCCCAUUCGCACAUGGGCGCUGCAGCAAAGCAAGUGGGAACUGCCGGAGUCAUGUGUUGGAGGAGAGGACGAGUUGGAGGAAAUGGAAAGCACGUCGAUCUCCCCCGCGUCGUUCAUUCUCCCGGACAACGAGGGUGGUCCCGAGGAUGAAGCGCCUGAGGGUCAAGGAGAGAAAUUUCACCAAGUCAAGUGGUCCGGCUUGCCGGUGGAAUACUCCGCGUCUCGUCAUCGCGAAGGCAUCGAGCACAUUCUUCAUGUCCUGGAGGGGCUCAAUCCCAAACUCGACACCCCGUGCAAGCUGUGGACAUUCUUUGCGGUCGCAAAGAUCCUCGAUGUGGCUACGGUUCCAGCUGUCAGCGACCAUAUCCUUUCGUGGUUCUAUGAGUCACACAACGCGCGGUUUAUCGAAAUCCAUCCCGAAGUGGCCUAUCGGGUGGCCUGUGGGAUCAAAGCCAGCGCCUUAUGUCGGGACGCCUUCGUGGGACUGGUUGGAGAUGAAGCUCUUCUCUAUCUUAUCCGUACUGCGAAUCUCACCACAGUCAUUCCACGGGCAGAAGCCACUUGGAGUCGGAUCCAGGACUUUCUGGAUGAUACCGAAGUGCAGCGAAUCGAAUACGCCAGCAAAAGCUUUGCCGACUACGUGGUCAGCCGCUUCUUGAAUUUAGCUGGAGCAGAGAUGGCCUGGCUUGCGCAAAUCCCUGAGUUUGGGAAGCUCACUCAACACCUGCACGAUUACCCUGAGGAUAAUGAUAUGGUGCUCCGGCUGAUCAAUACCCUAAAAGACCGCAUCCGCCAGCGGAUUUAUGCAGCCUUGAAUGAUGUGAGAGACACCUGGCGAACCGAAAAUGCCAUUCAAUCCAGCGGUAACGCGUGCGAUCCGCACUACAGCAAUCUCAAGCCCAUGUUUGAUAAUCGGGAUAUCCUGCAACGGGUCAUCGGAAGGAGGUUCUGGUUUCGAAUGACAACUUCUAACUUAGACGCGAAGAUAUUUACUUUGGUGGACCCCAACCACAAUUCGCUGGCGGAGGUCGGCAGUCCCCUUCUUGCCUUUAGGGGCCAGGAGAAUGCAAAGAUCCGACGUAAUGUCCCAUGUUCAGAAAUCGACCGCCGAGUCCACGAUUUCAACGCCUAUGCCAUCCUGAGAGCAAACUCGAACUCCAACAUGCGCGAUGCGCAUCUUACCAGUGAAAAUCGCCUUUGGAACCUGACCAUCAAUCCCCGCCGGCCGCCACCAACAUCCGAAGUCAACCGUCAGGCCUUGGGCAGUGAGUCUAUGGAAAAUCGCAAUGUUGGUGCAUCUCCUUCAUUCGGUGCUUCACCGCUGGAGACCUUCCCAUCAAACCAGACGACCUCGUCGACUUCCCCUACUCCGUCGAACAUUCCAGAAGUCACAUUUAACCUGACGGCAUUUUACAUCGAUGCGUCCUGGUAUAUCAAUCGCCAAGCAAGGAAGAUGGUGUUCCCGCGUGAACGUCACUCAAUUCACCUGGACAUCACGGAUACUCUCACUGGUCUCACAGAGAAUGAGUACCGCUUCCUGCCUCUGUGGGCCGGUGGCAAUGACGACGGAACCGGGGGCGUCUUUACUGACCACAACAUCCCGGCCAUGGAGACCGAUGGAUUCUCGGCACCAGGUCCCUCCUUUCACACUGGCAGCGCUGCUUCCAACGACGACUCGUUCAGUGACAUUAACCCGAGUGACUCCCAGAGCACCGUGCAGCGCGCAUCCCACCACGCUACCUUGAGUCAUGCCUCCGAUGUUGUGUCCGUGGACUCAAUGGACCUUAAUUCAGAUACCAGCCAUGACCACCCGCAUUAUCAAAACACCUUUGAACACCCACGGGGUACCGAUGUUGUCUCGAUGUCCUCCGGUCUGUCCAUCGAUGAGAAUGAAGAGAUCGACGAGCAAAGCGACAGCGCCAGUACGGCGGUCAUAGACUCGCCGACUGAGCUCACAGAUAUUCUGGAUGAGGUCGACAUGGAAAGCAUGGAUGACGAUUUCGAGGAGCUUUGA